Morone saxatilis (striped sea-bass) is the source of this 2662-nucleotide messenger RNA. It is a transcript of the gene ldhd, whose product is annotated as lactate dehydrogenase D. Gene Ontology annotation, cellular component: mitochondrion. The record is from RefSeq and is a predicted model, not a curated record. The coding region runs from base 60 to 1550 and encodes 496 amino acids. Lineage: Eukaryota; Metazoa; Chordata; Actinopteri; Moronidae. Gene Ontology annotation, biological process: lactate catabolic process. The transcript has 11 exons. Gene Ontology annotation, molecular function: FAD binding; D-lactate dehydrogenase (NAD+) activity; D-lactate dehydrogenase (cytochrome) activity.
AAGGUUUUGUCUGAUAUCAACCAGCAGGGACGAGCAGCUAUUAACGUUAGCAGGCUACAAUGUUGCUUGGCUUGAUACCGAGCCGCUGGCUGCUGUCUCACCGGCACCGCCUCCUCCAGUGUCGCAACAUCAAGUCAGAAAACACCGCAAGAAGUGCUGCUUUGGACAGCGUGCUCUCUGCGUUCAGGUCUAUAUGUGGUGAGGACAGCGUGUCAUUGGGUGAAGCUGUCAGAGAGCAACAUGGCAAAGAUGAGUCUGUACACAGAUGCUGUCCCCCAGAUGUGGUGGUGUUUCCUCAUUGUGUGGAGGAGGUCAGCGCCCUGGCUAAGGUCUGCCACAACCACCGCCUUCCCAUCAUCCCCUUUGGCACUGGAACUGGCCUGGAGGGAGGGGUCGGUGCUGUGGAGGGUGGUGUGUGCUUCAGCCUGAGGAACAUGGACCAGGUUCUGGAUCUCCACCAGGAGGACUUUGACGUGACGGUGGAGCCUGGUGUGACUCGGAAGGCCCUCAACGCCUACCUGCGAGACACCGGCCUAUGGUUUCCUGUUGAUCCUGGUGCUGAUGCGUCUCUUUGUGGCAUGGCCGCCACCAGUGCCUCUGGUACCAAUGCAGUGCGUUACGGAACGAUGAGGGAAAACGUUCUAAAUCUGGAGGUGGUUCUGGCUGACGGGACAAUCAUACACACGGCUGGGAAGGGCCGACGCCCCAGGAAGACAUCAGCAGGCUACAACCUGACAAACCUGUUUGUGGGGUCAGAGGGUACCCUGGGGAUCAUCACCAAAACUACAUUGCGCCUGUACGGCAUCCCAGAGGCCAUGGUGUCAGCCGUCUGCUCUUUCCCCUCCGUCCAGGCUGCUGUGGAUAGCACAGUUCAGAUUCUACAAGCGGGAGUGCCCAUUGCUCGCAUCGAGUUUCUGGAUGAUGUGAUGAUUGAUGCGUGCAACAGGUUCAGCUCUCUGUCCUACCCUGUGACCCCGACGCUGUUCCUGGAGUUCCACGGCUCUGAGCGAAGCCUCGAGGAACAGGUCAACACAACUGAGGACAUCACUCAAAGUAAUGGUGGAUCAGAUUUUCAGUGGGCUAGAGAUACAGAAACACGGAACCGUCUGUGGAAAGCUCGCCAUGAUGCCUGGUACGCUGCUUUGGCUCUCAGACCUGGCUGCAAGGCCUACGCUACAGAUGUGUGUGUCCCUCUGUCUCGACUGCCUCAGAUCAUAGUGGAGACAAAGGAGGACCUGAUUGAGAACAGACUUACAGGUCCCAUAGCUGGUCAUGUGGGUGAUGGUAACUUUCACUGUCUGAUGGUGGUGGACCCCAGUGACCCAGAGGAGCUGCACAGGGUCCACCUGUUCACAGAGAGACUGGCCAGGCGAGCCCUGGCCAUGGACGGGACCUGUACAGGGGAGCACGGAGUGGGUUUAGGGAAGAGAGCACUGCUGCGUGAGGAGAUGGGACACAUGGCUAUCCAGGUCAUGCAGAGUCUCAAGGAUGCCCUCGACCCAAAGAACCUGAUGAAUCCUAGGAAAAUUCUGCAGCCUAGAGAACUAUAAAACGUAUUUGAGUCUGAAGGAAAGUCACUAAAUAGAGAGUCUCAUCACAAUCUGCUCACUGUUAAUGGCUUAAUCAGACUGAAUGUCAGAAUGAAAUGGCUUUUUUAAUGUAUUGCAUAUAAAGUGUUUCCUGUUACCAGACAGGGAUAACUCAAAAGUCAAAAUAAAAACAUAUCAAAUGGAAGAAACUUUUAUUUUGAAGGGGUUGUCGUGUGUUAAAAUGGAGAUUGUUUUGCCAACUGACCUCAUAGCCAAAUACAAAGCCUAUUUCUUUAAAGCAGUGGUUCCCAAACUGACCCCCCUGACUUAUUAUGACAAUGAACCCAAACAAUGAACGCAAUAACUGCAGGACAUUUGUGUAAAACAAGCAAUUUUGAGGAAUUGUGAACAGAUUAUUUCCUGUCGAUAUUACAGCAGAGAUAGGUUUUCCUUAUGCACUGCAUACACACUUCUUUAGGCUUCUUUUUUUGUUUGACAAAUUUAGUGUUUUCUUCUCUCUGACACUUGGCCAUUGUUCUAUGAGCUCUUUGAUUGUGUGACUAAGAUAUAGGCCUACUACAGUGUAUAUUUGUAAGUUAUCUUACACCCCUUAAAAUUUAGAAGGCUUCAUCACCCCCUGUGAAGCUUUGGCGACCCCCAGGUUGGGAACCACUGCUUUAAACAAUCAGUAAUUGAAUCCUUUGCCAAUGACUGAUUUUGCGCUUUUUAAAGAAAAGUUUUGUUUUGAAAAUUGAUUAUUGUGUUGAAUCUCAAUCUUUUGUUGCUUUUGUUUCUGCACAUCUUGAUAACUAUUUGAUAUCCAGCACAAAAUGCUAAUUCUUUGGCCGAUUUGUUACUUUUCCCUGAUUGUAAAUUGAAUAUCUUUGGGUGUUUGGACAGAUGAAACAAACAAUUUGAAGAUUAAAACAAUUAAAAGAUUAACGGAAAAUAAUAAUCAUUAGUUGGUGCCUUGGUAUAUGAAUGUAACGUGUGACAUAUAGUAUUUAGAGAUUUGAAAACUAUGACAUACUGUCGAAUAACUACAUGACACAUACUGCAUGUGACACAAUCUGCAUGAAAGCCCCCAGUAGCAGAGAAAAAAAUAAAGAAUAUUUCUGGAUGGUUGUGAGACA